AGAUUUUAUCCCAGAAAUUCCCGAUGGAUCCAGCACGGAGAAUUCCCAGCUCCCCCCCGAUUCCCUGGAUUUCCCUCAGCCGGAAUUCUCCCCGCCAUCCCCUCCCCCACCUCCCAUGGAUCCCCUUUACCCCCCAAACCCCGACGGGACCGUCCCAGAUCCUCCGGAGGAAGUGCUGGAAGCUCUGAGGACUUUGGGAUACGAUUCCUUCCGUCCUCACCAGGCUGAGGCCGUCAUGAGGGUCCUCUCCGGAAUCUCCACGCUGCUGCUGCUGCCCACGGGCUCGGGCAAAUCCCUCUGUUACCAACUCCCUGCCUUCCUCUACCACCGCCGUUCCCGCUGCAUCUCCCUCAUCAUCUCCCCCCUCGUCUCCCUCAUGGACGACCAGGUUUCCGGCCUCCCCUCAGCCCUCAAAGCCGUCUGCAUCCACUCCAACCUCACCCAAUCCCAGCGCGAAGCAGCCAUACAAAAAGUCACGAGCGGCCAAGCCCAAAUCCUGCUGCUUUCCCCGGAAUCUGUGACGGGAUCGGGGUUUUUUUCCCGCUUUUUCCGCCAUUUCCCUCCCGUGGCCUUCGCCUGCCUGGAUGAAGCUCACUGCAUCUCCCAAUGGUCCCACAACUUCCGGCCCGCUUACCUCAGGGUCUGCAAGGUUCUGCGGGAGCGUUUGGGCGUUCGGUGCUUCCUGGGCCUCACGGCCACGGCCACGGUGGCCACGGCUCGGGACGUGGCCAAACAUUUGGGAAUUCCUGAGGGAAAUCCCCCCAUUGGCGGCUUCGGAAUUCCCGAAAAUCUGCGGCUCUCGGUGUCCGUGGAGGCCGACCUGGAUCAG
This is a messenger RNA of Passer montanus (Eurasian tree sparrow), 829 nucleotides long. It is a transcript of the gene RECQL4, whose product is annotated as RecQ like helicase 4. The annotation marks the transcript as partial. NCBI's taxonomy places the organism in Eukaryota, Metazoa, Chordata, Aves, Passeriformes, Passeridae. The transcript has 7 exons. The record is from RefSeq and is a predicted model, not a curated record. Gene Ontology annotation, cellular component: cytoplasm; chromosome; nucleus. Gene Ontology annotation, biological process: double-strand break repair via homologous recombination. Gene Ontology annotation, molecular function: ATP binding; 3'-5' DNA helicase activity; nucleic acid binding.